AAAAAGAAGAACACAAUUCGCCUAACCCGGAGUCGCCUAUAUAUUUGAUAGCUUUCUGCGAAACACAAAUCCUAAACCCUCCCGAAUACCAGCCUGAAAAACCCUAGUUGGCUAGUUCCAUUCGUCGAGCUCCCUGCGAUUCAUAAGGAAAUGACUGGGGAAGCAGUGAAUCCGAAAGCCUACCCGCUGGCUGAUGCUCAGCUUUCCAUCACUAUUCUCGACCUGGUUCAGCAAGCUGCUAAUUACAAGCAGCUCAAGAAGGGAGCAAAUGAAGCUACCAAGACACUGAAUAGGGGUAUCUCUGAGUUUGUUGUCAUGGCUGCGGAUACCGAGCCCCUUGAGAUUCUUCUGCACCUUCCGUUGCUUGCUGAGGAUAAGAAUGUCCCGUAUGUGUUUGUUCCUUCAAAGCAAGCACUUGGGAGAGCCUGCGGUGUCACGAGACCAGUCAUUGCUUGUUCCGUGACAACCAACGAAGGAAGCCAACUGAAAUCCCAGAUACAGCAGCUCAAGGAUGCCAUUGAGAAGCUGUUGAUCUAAGGGAAAGCAACUUCUCAUAGAUAUCGGUGUGAUGGGCCUCUUGGAUCAUUUAUUUGGUCUCUCCGUGGAGUGAGGCUUUGACUGGAUGAAGUUGUGGCACUAGGGGGGGAUCACAAAAGCAUGUUUUGUUGUUUGACUUUUCUUAUCCUCUUUGUGUUAUUUAAAAGUGAGCAAAGUACAUUGAUAUGUAUUCCCCAGAACUUAAGUGGAACUGCUUUGUAUGCUAAAGAGUGAGCUGUUGUCUGCGCUACUUUAAUAUUAUGAUGAUGAAAUUUUGAGUUUUGGUUAUGAUCCUUGCAAUCUGAAUCCGCAGCUUUAAUCUCC
Messenger RNA from Linum tenue, 861 nucleotides. The record is from the annotation of a GenBank genome assembly. NCBI's taxonomy places the organism in Eukaryota, Viridiplantae, Streptophyta, Magnoliopsida, Malpighiales, Linaceae.